AUGGGCUUCAAGGUGAUCAUCGUUGGCGGCAGUGUUGCUGGCCUUACCUUGGCGAACAUUUUAGAGAGGCUCGGUGUCGACUUCACUCUGCUUGAGGCGUACCCCGAAAUCGCGCCCCAGGUUGGAGCAAGCAUUGGCCUUUUGCCAAACGGGUUCCGUAUCCUCGACCAGAUACAGUGCUACGAGCCUAUUCGAGAGAUUGCGGGUGACUUUUAUCUGCAGGCGAGCUACCGUGAUGCGAACGGCAAGGCCACUACCACGCCUAGCAGCGACGUAACUCAUCAUCUGGAAGCACGACAGAUGCUCCUUCAAGUUCUUUAUGACAACCUCAAGCAGAAGAACAAAGUGAACCCAUCCAAGAGGGUCAACAAGAUCGAGCUAUCCGAAAAGGGAGUCACUGUCCAUACCACUGACGGCUCAAUCUAUGAGGGCGACAUAGUUGUCGGUGCAGACGGCAUACAUAGCACUGUCAGAAGCGAGAUGUGGCGUAUUGGUAUCAAAGAAAAUCCUGGGUAUUUCCCGCACGACGAGCAGUCAAGCCGUCAAAUCACGGCCUACAACGACGGCUGGAGUUACCUAAUCGUCGACGCGCCGGGCAAUCGCACGUACUGGUUUCUUUUCGAAGGUGUCGGCGAGACCAAGCGCGGCAAAGACAUACCCAGAUAUUCAAAGGAGGACACAGAGAAACUGGCUCUGGCUCACAUGUCGGAUCGAUUGUACGAGGAGGUGACGUUCGGCGACAUUUACAAGAAUAAGAUCAUGGCCACAUUAGUGCCUCUCGAGGAGUAUGUAUUCGAGAAAUGGCACUACAAGCGCAUCGUAUGCAUCGGAGACGCGAGUCACAAGAUCGACCCGGUUUCCGGCCAGGGAGGCAACGGCGCCAUAGAAGCGGCCGCGCUCCUUGGAAAUGCCAUUGCUGAGUUGCUUGAGAAGUAUCCGGAUGUUGACCAACUUUCCACUGAUUUGGUGGAGGGUGCCGUCGCCCAAGUUCACGCAAUCCGUUACCACCGAGCGAAGAAGCUGGUCUCCGAAGGCCACAACCUGCAGCAGAUUUUGACGGGCAGAUCGCCCUUCUCCAAAAUCGUAACGCAGUACCUGGUUCCUAUUCUGAAAGAGGACGGGUUCCUCAAUGUUGCACUCCCGAUCUUCAAAGCCGGCCCUCGAGUCGAGAAACUUGCAAUGCCCAAACGAGCUCGGCUUGUCCCCUUUGACGACGAACUCCCCGCAAAGCCCAUAACAGCGAGGGCCGUGUUGAGAGUGGCAACAAUUCUGUCUGCAGGGUCGUUUGCGGCACUGCUAUACCAGUCUGGUGGACUGGCCUACUUCUCCACGUUCAGGGAUGUUAUGCAGACGCAGACUAAGCUCUUCUUGGCUGCUGUUGCCGCCGGUUCGUCUGCAAGACUCUCGCCUUACGACGCCUCGAGACGAAGCCCAUUCCAUAGCCCCCACCUCGGUGUCGAUGGUCUGUUCUCCACCCUCACUCUAGGGCUCGUCGAAGGGCACCGCGUGGGUAACAGGCUUUCUGUUCUCCUCUGGUACGUAAAGUAA
This is a messenger RNA of Colletotrichum chrysophilum, 1548 nucleotides long. RefSeq lists its product as uncharacterized. Gene Ontology annotation, molecular function: FAD binding. The transcript has 4 exons. The record is from RefSeq and is a predicted model, not a curated record. Bases 1 to 1548 code for a protein of 515 amino acids. NCBI's taxonomy places the organism in Eukaryota, Fungi, Ascomycota, Sordariomycetes, Glomerellales, Glomerellaceae.